AAUCAAGUCAAAUACUCAACCUAAUUAUAAUUUAUAUUACUCAAAGCAUCAAAAUUCCUUUCUCGCCCUGCUCGAUAACAAAUAACAUGGUUGAUAUAACCGUUUUUCAUUAUUAAUUGGAUAAAUCCACACAUAUAUGAACAAGGUGAGUUGAAAAGAAUGAAAAAAUGACCAUUAUCUCAGUUCUUUCAAGAUUCAAUGAUAAAAAUUUAUCAAAUAAAAUCAGUGACUAAUUUGUUAGUAUCUCCAAAACUCAGUGGCUGUUUUUGCAAUUUACCAGUAUCGUGUGCAUUUCAUUCAACAGCGGAACACGUGAGGAAUGCUUGCAAAAGCUCGAAGCGAUCGACAAAGACGUCAUCUUUAAGGCUGACCACAAAACAAACAAAGUUGGCUCCUUUCCCCAAAGUAGUGGAUUGAUCAUUGAUGGGGUUUUCAUCUUUUCGAGAGUUCUUUCUUUUUAUCCCCUUUUGUUUAAUGCCAUUCGCUGCAAACAACAGUCUUCUCUUUUUAUAUAACACCCCACUGUUGAGUGGUGAGUCAGUCUUCUCCCCAACCAGAGGAAACCUCAGUACCCUUCUUUCUCUGGAAACAUGGCCAAUCUCAGCUGGGCGAUUGGCUGGCUCAACACCUUCAUUGUUGCAGUUAGCCUUUAUGCUGCUGCUGCUGCUAAUUUGGGGGAUUCAGCUGCCCAGAGGCAGCUAGACAAGGUUUUGGAGCUACCUGGUCAAGGCUUCGAUGUCAGUUUCGCCCAAUAUUCUGGGUAUGUUACAGUGAAUGAGAAGGCUGGGAGGGCUUUAUUCUACUGGUUCUUUGAAGCUGUUGAGGAUCCUGAGUCCAAGCCUCUCAUACUCUGGCUCAAUGGAGGACCUGGGUGUUCCUCCAUUGCUUAUGGUCUGGCUGAAGAAAUUGGCCCAUUUCAUGUGAAGCCUGAUGGUGCCUCACUUUAUCUCAACCCUUACUCCUGGAAUCAAGCUGCCAACAUUCUGUUCCUUGAUUCUCCUGCUGGAGUGGGUUACUCAUAUUCAAACACAUCCUCAGAUAUGGUGACAAGUGGAGAUAAAAGGACUGCUGAGGACUCCCUAGAGUUUCUGAUCAACUGGUUUGAGCGCUUCCCAGAGUAUAAAGGAAGGGACUUUUACAUUACAGGAGAGAGCUAUGCUGGGCAUUAUGUUCCUCAGCUAAGCCAAGCUGUUGUCUGGCAUAACAAAGCAACCAAGUCCCAGACAAUUAACCUUAAGGGAUAUAUGGUGGGAAAUGCUUUGACAGAUGAUUACCACGACCAUUUGGGGGUCUUCCAGUUCUUAUGGGCAGCUGGAAUGAUCUCUGAUCAGACCUACAAGCAACUCAAUGAUGCUUGUGAUUCCGUUUCCUUCAUCCACUCGUCACAUGCUUGUAAUCGAUAUCUUGAUAUUGCGGAUCAAGAAGUCGGACACAUUGAUCCUUACAGUGCCUUCACCCCUCCCUGCACUCCCAAUAUCAGCCAGUCCAACCAGCUGCUCAAAAGAAGGCGUGUAAUCGGCACUGUUAGAGAGAGAUAUGACCCUUGCACAGAGAAGCACUCUACUGCUUAUUUCAACCUGCGAGAGGUUCAGGAGGCUCUCCAUGUUCCAGCUGAACUUGCACCAUUCAAAUGGGAGACUUGCAAUAACUUGAUAAAUGAGCAUUGGAAGGAUUCUCCAAGUUCAGUGCUUGAUGUCUAUAAGGAGCUCAUCCAAGCAGGGCUUCGCAUAUGGAUGUUCAGUGGCGACACUGAUACAGUCAUCCCAGUCACAUCCACCCGGUACACCAUCGAUGCUCUUAAGCUUCCAACGGUGAAACCUUGGCGUGCUUGGUAUGACGACGGAGAGGUUGGAGGAUGGACUCAAGAAUAUGAUGGACUUACAUUUGUUGCUGUUCGUGGAGCUGGCCAUGAAGUCCCCCUGCACAGACCAAAACUAGCCCUCACGUUGGCCAAGUCUUUCUUAGCUGGAUCGUCGAUGCCGGCAGCUGCUUCUCUUGAACUGGUCAGUGAUUCUUGAAGUCUUGGAAAUGAUUCAUCGGGAAAUGGUAGAACAAAUUGUUUCCCAGUACUUCAUUCCUGAAGUCACACAGAUUUAGACACUAGAGAGGAUGCCAUUUACUCACGAAUUAUGUACUUGAACUAGAAAUAAGAAGCUUAACAGAACUUUUCCUUAUUUGUUGUGGAUUGGUAUGCUGCAAUUAAUUAUAGGGCUGGGU
This is a messenger RNA of Linum trigynum, 2217 nucleotides long. Lineage: Eukaryota; Viridiplantae; Streptophyta; Magnoliopsida; Malpighiales; Linaceae. The record is from the annotation of a GenBank genome assembly.